UAGCAACUGUGAUGUUUCCCAAUAAUUAGCGGCAGGGCUGCUUGUAUUCCAGCCCGCUCAUGCUACCCCCUUGUAACUCGACUUGACGCGGGGAGCCAAAGGAAACGCGCCCCGCCGACCAGGGAAGAAGCAACCAACGUCACACCCAACACCAAUAAGCGCAAUGGGUAUCGAAGACCAGAAAGAGGAACGCGAGGUCCUCGAGUCCAUUUUCCCCGAAGAAAUAACCGAUGUUUCCGACACAGAAUUCCGAGUCCUGAUAAAACUCGACGUGGGCGAGCCCUCGUACGAUGAAGACGAGGACGACGAUGAGGAAGACACAUCACCAAAACUCAUCCUCAACGUCCAAUACCCCCCAGACUACCCCGACGAAGCCCCACGACUCGACAUAACCCAACCUCCCAAUGCGCCAAAACACCCCUACCUCGACAUCCAAAAUGACAAGUCGCGCCUGCUGGACUCGCUCACCGACACCAUCACCGACAACCUCGGCAUGCAGAUGAUCUUCACCCUCGUCACCGUGCUCAAGGACUCCGCCGAGCUGCUGAUAGCCGAGCGCGCGAAUGCGAAGCAGGCACUGGCAGAUAUAGAGGCCGCCAAAGUUGAGGAGGCAGAGAAUGCAAAGUUCCAGGGCGAGGCGGUCACGAGGGAAAGCUUUCUGGCGUGGAGAGACAAGUUUAGGGCCGAGUUGGAGGAGGAGGAAAGGCGGAAGGUCGAGGAGAAGGAGGUCGAGGACAAAAAGAAGAGGAUUGUGGAGAAGGAGAAGAAGCUUACAGGCAGGGAGUUGUGGCAGCAAGGGUUGGUGGGUAAGGUGGAUGAGGAGGAUGAAGGCGAUGACUUGGAGGUGGACAAGCUAAAGAUCUCGGCGGCUUCGUAG
Molecule: messenger RNA, 877 nt
Organism: Dothidotthia symphoricarpi CBS 119687
Lineage: Eukaryota; Fungi; Ascomycota; Dothideomycetes; Pleosporales; Dothidotthiaceae
Product: RWD-domain-containing protein
Exons: 3
Coding region: 164-877 (237 amino acids)
Biological process (GO): cytoplasmic translation
Molecular function (GO): protein binding
Source: RefSeq, a predicted model, not a curated record